AUGAAAGCAUCGCAGGAAUCAGUUAUUCUUCCCGAAGUUGGCUGCCUGCUCCGCCGUGCUCUACUGCGCAGUACUAACCUGUUCGCUGUCGACGCGCCGCAGGCUGUGGAGGAGGCGGAGUCGUGCGCGGCCACGGCGGUGUUCCGCGAGCUGCAGCGCCGGCCAGUGGAAGCUGUGCGGGGGCGGCGCGCCGGGGGCCGAGGGCGACCAGGAGCGGCAGCCGCCCUCGCAGCAGCAGCAGCUGCUGCUGCACGAGGUGGCGCUCAUGCACUGCGAGACGCAGCGCACACAGGCGUUGCUGUUGCGGAGCGAGGAGGCACUGCAGCGCAUCGCGGACUCCCUGCCGCCCGCCCCCACGAUGGUGCGGCUGCCACCGUCGCCCCCGCUCCGCCGCCGGCGCCUCGGCCUCGACUGGUUCUCCACCAUCCUCAAGAGGCGCUUCUUGCGCCGACAGUAGCGGCCCGGAGUAGCAGCUGCAGCCACCACCACCACCACCACCACCACCACCACCACAACUGUUCACCUAUGCAGGCGCUCCCUCACAGCACUGACAAACCACUUUACGCGAGAAGACACGUCACUAUUCCAUCAAGUUGUGGCCCCGUUUAGUGACAGGCGGGAUAUCUUUAACGUUGACAAAAAUACAUCAUCUUUCUGUGAAAAUGGAUUUGUAUAACUGCAAGACUUGGCCUGUUUUAGUGGCAACUUCGUCGCGACAGCAUGAUAUCGUGCAUUUUAGACUUGCUUUACUGUGAAACGUUUUAACUGUGUUAAUAGU
Molecule: messenger RNA, 778 nt
Organism: Schistocerca americana (American grasshopper)
Lineage: Eukaryota; Metazoa; Arthropoda; Insecta; Orthoptera; Acrididae
Product: SKI/DACH domain-containing protein 1-like
Exons: 3
Coding region: 1-609 (202 amino acids)
Source: RefSeq, a predicted model, not a curated record